AGUCACUGCCGGGACAUGGCGACUGCCGGCGCCGGGGCCUCGAGCUGAGCUGCCGCUGUCAACCGCCCCGAGCCAACGGCUAACGUCCCGCUGCUACUGCCGCCGCCGCCGCCGCCGCCGGCGUGCGUGCGUGGUGCGUACGUCGUGCGGGCCGCGAGCCUGCGAGGCCGGGCUGGGCCGGGCCUGGCCGCCGCCGCGGAAGAGCCGGGAGGAGCCAGGGAGCCCGCGACGAAGCGGAGCGAGUCAGUGCCGGCCACAUGGCGUCCAUCUUACUGAGGAGCUGCUGCGGACGCGGGGCCGCCCGCCUCGCCUGGCCCCACGCCGUUCCCACCGCUGCCGCCGUCAUCCCGAGGGGUAGUCUGGGAGACCGUGCUUGUCUUCGUUGUACAUCUCUGAGUUUGAUAAACCAUACGAAUAUUAAGUUUGGUUGUUGCACUUAUGUCCACCCUGUUUACAUUUCCUUCAAAAGUGAUCACUUAAACUGUUGGACUAAAAAACCAGAACAAGCAUAUAUGGUAAUAAGAUCUCCUAAAUUAUGGACGCCUCUUUCCGGUUUGCGCUCUCUGGAACCUCCACAUGUUUCUGUGCGGUGCUUGCAUUCUUCUUGUCCCCUUCAAGAUGACUCGGUAGUGGAAAAGUCCCUGAAGUCUAUUAAGGAUAAAAAUAAGAAGCUUGAAGAAGGUGGGCCUGUCUACAGCCCCACUGUAGAGGCACCUGUGAAGAAAUCACUUGUUCAAAAGGUUGUGGAUGAGUUGAAGCACUAUUAUCAUGGCUUCCGGUUGUUGUGGAUUGAUACUAAGAUUGCUGCACGGACACUGUGGCGAAUUCUCCAUGGUAGCACCUUAUCUCGGAGGGAGCGGAGACAGUUUCUUCGGAUAUGUGCUGAUCUUUUUCGCCUGGUCCCUUUCCUAGUCUUUAUUGUGGUCCCAUUCAUGGAGUUCCUGCUUCCGAUUGCUGUUAAGCUCUUCCCGAAUAUGUUACCAUCAACGUUUGAGACACAGUCCAUAAAGGAGGAGAGAUUGAAGAAAGAAUUGAGAGUAAAACUUGAAGUGGCUAAAUUUCUUCAAGACACAAUUGAGGAAAUGGCCUUAAAAAACAAAGCUGCUAAAGGAAAUGUUACAGAAGACUUCUCAAAAUUUUUUCAAAAGAUACGAGAGACUGGAGAGAGACCCACCAAUGAAGAAAUCUUGCGCUUCUCCAAACUGUUUGAGGAUGAGCUGACUCUGGACAACCUGACUAGACCACAGCUGGUGGCCCUCUGCAAACUGCUGGAGCUGCAGUCAAUCGGGACAAACAACUUUUUGCGAUUUCAGUUGAUCAUGAGACUACGGUCAAUGAAAGCAGAUGACAAGCUUAUUGCUGAGGAAGGAGUAGAUACUCUGAAUGUCAAGGAAUUACAAGCUGCUUGUCGGGCACGAGGUAUGAGGGCUUUGGGAGUCACUGAAGAACGUCUCAGGGAACAACUUAAACAGUGGUUAGACCUACAUCUGAACCAGGAAAUCCCUACUUCAUUACUUCUCCUGUCCAGAGCUAUGUAUCUGCCUGAUACCUUGUCACCAGCUGAUCAGCUCAAAACAACCUUACAGACCCUUCCAGAGAGUGCAGCCAAAGAAGCCAAAGUCAAAGUUGCUGAGGUUGAAGGUGAGAAAGUAGACAAUAAAGCUAAGCUGGAAGCCACUCUGUUGGAAGAAGCAGCCAUUAGACAAGAAAAUAAAGAGAAGGAGGAGCAGGAAAGGUUGACUGAAGCUGCUGAAAAGGCCAGAGAAGUUCUCCAGGAGGAAACAGCUGGAAAGAAAGAAGUUGAGUUGGGUCCAGAAGUUCUUCAGGAGGGAAGAACAAUCCCUGCAUCCCAAGAUCUGGAGCCGGAACUCACCAAGGUGCCAUUGAAAUCGGAGAUUCUGAUUGAUACUGCCCCAGUCUUAGAAGGCCUGAAGGGAGAAGAAAUAACCAAGGAAGAAAUUGACCUGCUUAGUGAUGCUUGCAGUAAACUGAAGGAACAAAAGAAGUCGUUAGCCAAAGAGAAAGAGGAGCUCAAGUUGCUGAAAGAUGAUGUUCAAGAAUAUGAAGAGGAUUUGCAAGAGAUCAAAAAGGAGCUUUCAAAGACUGGUCAAGAAGAGGUUAUAGAAGAAUCUAAAGCCAGCAAGCGAUUGUCCAAGAGGGUGAACCAGAUGAUUGGACAGAUAGGAAAAAUACUUCAUGAAUUAGAGAAAGAUCAAAAGGCAGAAGCAGGGAAAGUGGACAGCACUACUGUCAUUGCUACUGGAUUGGGUUUCCCCCUUAGGGAAAAUGUCAUCACCAUCAGUGAGCUCAUAAAUGUGAUGAAACAACUUGAGCAAAUUCCAGAGGGAAAGUUGAUGAAGUUGGCUACUGCUCUGGAUGAAAACAAGGACGGCAAGAUUAAUAUAGAUGAUGUUGCCAAGGUCAUCGAAAUGAUUGAUAAGGAAGAUAUCGACAUUUCCACGGGUCAGGUCACUGAGAUUGUGGCAUUGCUCCAAAAGGAAGAGAAGGUGGAAGAGAAGGAGAAGGCAAAAGAAAAGGCUGAGAAAGAAGCUGCAGAAGUGAAAAUUUAAGCCUCAGCCUGCAGUGCAGCUGGAGCUUUGGAGAGGCAGCUUGUGCACUGGGUGGCACAUGACAAAUGCCUCCUCCUCAUUUUUGAACCUCUGUGGUGGUGAGAAAUGGUGAUCUUGCUUUGAGGUGAUGCUAGUGGCAAAGCAGCUAUUUUUCUGGAAUAAAGCAGACACUUCCAUGAUCAAAUAAGUAAUUUUCUAUCAUUCCAUGAGGAUGAGAACAAUCUGGACCCUUCUCCCUUUUCUCUUCCCGUGAAAUCAUGUAUUGGUCCAUAUCCCUGUGGGGUCAUGAUUCCAUCAGCUACCUUAUCUACAAAAUAUGAACCAUGCCCACUGGUAAUGUAUGUGUACACUUACAGUUAGGCGUACCAAAAACUGCCAAGUAAAUGAUGGAUUUAUAAGGGGGGAAGGUGGGACAGAAAGUGUCUGGUCCCAUCUUUUCCUACUUUGGCAAAAACUUUUCAGGUGAUUUUUUUUUCCCUUGCAUUUAAAAUGAUACUUUCCUAGAGAUGAGUUAGAAUCACUGCUUUGUUUUCCCAGGUGAUGUCUUUCAAAUGUUUAAAAACAAAGCUAAAUUCAUUCAAAUUCCCACCCUCCAGCUGCGGGGGUAGGGCAGUGUUUCACUUAUUUCUUAUUGGGUCAGUUUUGAGGUUUGGGUUUCUUUUUGAAGCUGUUCGAGAUGAGUGAUUUUUUUUUUCCCUUUCCUGUUUUGGUUGUCCUAGCAGUCUUUAGAUUGGGCAGGUAUAUUUUGAGGGAUAUGUUCAUAUUCAUUUGAAUGAAAACUUGAUUUUUUAAAAAGGAGAUUUAAAUAAAUCUAUGAAUGUAUACCCCAGAAAUGUAAUUAAAAUCUAUCAGAAUAGACUUCCACCAGCAUAAAACUGUAACCAUUAAGAACAUUUUUUUCUUUAUGUUUGAACAGUAACGAUAUCAUCUGACCACUUAACAUUUUUUUUAUGCUUGUACAUUGUGUGUCAGGGAAUGAUUUCUUUUUGAGAGAUGGGGAGUGAUUUUCAUCCUAGUGAUGUUCUUGACCAGUUAACUGGCAGGUGUGUUCUCUUACACAUCCCUAGCCUUGCAUACCUAUUUUGAAUUAGCUUGUCCCUAGCUUUGCAUUCCUGUUUUAAAAUUAGCUUGUGUCAGUUAUACUUUGGAAAAAAACAAGUGAAGUAGGUGAAUGUUGGCAAUCUGAAUUUACUGUAUCAAAUCAUUUUAUUCUCUGAAAUGUUUGAUAUUUGAGUAAAUGAUGGCCUUUUUGUGGAUUUUUGAAUGAGUAGAUUUUCUCAGUUGUCCUUGUUUUCAAAUUUUAGCUUAAUAGACCAGGACACAUUUCAGUAUGUUUUAGUUGUUAUAAUAUUUCUCAUGAGUUUGGGGUUACCCUCUUUAAAACUAUUAUUUUUAUUAUUCAUACUUUUUAUCAGUUACCAUCCACCAAGCAUUUCCUAUUUCAGUAAUACUUAUGCUAUGCAAAAAAAUCUAAGCACUCCCCUUGGAUUGGUUAGUGUUCAAUUUUUAAUCUCAAACUCAUAUAUGAUUUCUUGGAUAAAACUUACAUAUUUAAAAUAAAUUAUUAGGAGAACUAAUGGUGCAAAGUUAAGUUUGUUGAUCACCACUUACAUGAUGGACCAUAGUAUUUUCUUAGAAAAUGUAUGCAUAGCAGCAAGUCAGAUGCUUAGUUUGCUGCCACUGGGUGUUUUUUCUUUUGUUGAGGAUUUUUUAAAAGUUAUUUUUAGAAUCAUUUAUCAUUAGUAGUGAAAUAUUAGAUGUCUUGAGAAUGACUGAAGCUAUAACUUUGUAAAUUUUGUGUAUUUGGCAGAUGAUAAAGAAUUAUAGAAUAUGUUCUUUGAAAUACUUGUACUGUAUUUUGAAACUGGGCAUUUUCAAACUGCUGGUAAAGGGUGAGUUAUAGCUCCCUUGAUAAAGUUAGGUGGUCUGGUUGUUUGAUUUGGCUAUAUUUCAUAUAAACUUGCCAUCCAGUACUGAAAGCAAGAGUAGUUUUUAAAAUCCAUAUUAAAACAAAACUUCAGAACAGUGUUUUUUUUGUGUGUGUUAAAAUACGAGUUGGAAAACUUACUAUUUUUUCCACAUUUAUAUCACCCCCAAAGCAGCUUUUAUUUAAUAAUAAUAGCCGUGCCAAAUUUUUAAUCGGCCCAUAAUUAUGGUAUUUGGAUGGUGUAUAUUUUGAGCAAAAAUCUUAACCCUCAAUGGGAUGGCUUUCAUAUGUCAUCUAAAUAUAGGAGUAUUUUUAUUAUUAGUAUUAGUAUUAUUAGUACUCCUAUAGACAGGAAUAAAAUAACUCCUGUAGCUAAAUAUAGACAGUGAGGAAAGAGAAAUCGACGAACGGGCUCUAAAUUGCUUUCAGUGUUUUACUUAGCGGUUACAUGGCAGCUUAAAAGCAGUUAAUAGGAUUGUAUGUUCUACAAGGGACAUUUUGGUGAGAGAAUAGUUGCAUUCAAAAGUUUUCUUUUUUCUUAUCUGAAGUGGCAAGGUUGGAUACUUUAAUAUUUAUGAAUCAUUUUAGAUUAGCAAUCAGAUUUUCAAUGGUAAAAGACUGUACUACCUUAUGAUUGCCAAAUAUAUCAUCAUUCAACUUGGAGUUUUCAUUUGUGAAACAUAGAUUUCAUUUAUGUGGGACAUAGAUUAAAAUUAGUGAGUGAAAUCCACAGAUGUUGGCUUAAUAUUACUCAUAUAUCAGGAAAGGGCUUCUUUGGCUGACCAUCCCUUAGGCAUUUUGUUUGUGAUUAGAGAAGAAGCAGGCAAAAUGACUAAACUUUAUGGGGCUGUGGCACAGUAGGCCGUGAAGGCUCUCACUUGGAAUUCAAGUGACUUUUUAAAAAAGCAGAAUUUAAAGGGAGAUGAGCCUGUUAAUUGCAAAUUGAAUCUAAAUACCCCACAGUUGAUUAAUUUUGAUUGGAAAAACUGCUAUCUCUGUAAGAGGUAGGUAACUUUAAAACUUCUUUGCUACAGUCUUUAUCUUUUGUACCUUGACCUUAAAUACCUUUCCUAAUUCCUCAUUGGACAAAAGGGGCCAUGGGAGAGAAGCAGGGCGGACUAGGUUCUAUAGAAGGAACCAUAGACCGUAAAGCCUUAAGGAUAUAUUGAUAGUUGUCUAAGCAAGGCCCUCAUUUUACAGAUGAAGAAACAGAAGGCCCAGAAAAGGGGAGGAAGUGAUCUGCCUAAGUCCACAAGCCUGUCGGUAGAGCUGAGACAAGAACCUAGGUCUCAUCUUCCACUACCAGUUACAAUUCCCUUUCCUUCCUUCUUCCUUCUCUUCCUUCUUUUUAUGCCUCCUGGUAUUUUACAAAUUUGACCAUUGGAUUCACAUUUGCAACUACCUGUCUAUCGCUUUGUUAGAGCAUCAGAGAUUUAGGAAAAACUCUUUGAGCUCACUAAAAGUAUCUCAUCCAUAUUUUACCUUGCCCUGUGUCAAGCAUUACUCCAUUUUCGUAUGUGCACUGGCUGUUGGACUCCAGUUUAUAGAUCUCAUCACUCUAAUAUGAGAAGGUGAGUGAUGGACUUGGAACCAGACAGUAGAUUAGACGGGUCUUUAGCCUGCCAUGAGUGCAAUAGCAACAGAUCUUUUUUUUUUCCAAAGUUAAGAUCCUGGGGUUUUAAAAAUGUAUAAAAAUGUCAGGUUUUUCGUGUGCAUAUGUGUGUUGGGCGGGGAACGAUAUUGAAUUUUAUUAAUUGCUGCUUAAAUAAAUCACCAGGCACAAUUCAGAGAUAUGGUGGAUCCAAGAAUACAAAGUUUUUGUGAUGAGAUAACAAAAGGGAUGAAUUAUGAUAUGAACAUUAGGAUUUUAUGACUGUUAAAAAGGAAGUGAGUGUCACACGUUUUCAUUGUCAGAAUCUAUCAUGUUUUCAGGAAUUUGUACAAACUUUUCAAGCUUGCACAAAGCUGAGAUAGGUUUCUAAGGAAUGGGUGUUUAAGCAGAUAUAAGAUAUGUACCUUUCCUUCCCCUCCUUGUUUAAUCAAUGUUUAUAGGAAUUUUAAAAAUUGGCAUGGUUCCAAGUGCCAUUUUGAACAGUCCCAACUCCAGAUGCUGCUUUUGAGAUGUGACAGUUACCUGGCUAUUUUUUAAAAAUAGUCCAUAGGUAAAUGUAAGCAUUUGAGGACAGUUUUUUAAAAUUAAUAAGCAUAUUUAUGUUAAUGUAUCAACUCAAAAUGACAGGCUUCUGAACUUUAAUCCAGUAAAAGAAACUAUAUCAAAGUGAUUUAAAAUGUCUGCCUUCAUGGUUCAGAGCGUGUGUGUGUGUGUGUGUGUGUGUGUGUGUGUGUGUGUGUGUGUGUGUGUGUUUCAAAGUGGAAAUAAGUUAUCUUAAGUGCUGAAACAAGUAAACUGGCCUUGAGGUUUGAGACUUUUUAAAAACUAUCUCUGUGUGAGGGAAUGAGUUUGUUGGAUUAAGGACAUACUUACAGCCUUAACUACAUUUCCAGUGCCUAGCACAGUGCUCUGCAUACAAUAGGCACUCAGUAAAUGUUUAUCAAAUUGAAUUUCUUGGCUUUUGUCAUUAAGACAACCAUUUUUAUUUAGUAUGUAUGAGUGACUUAUUUCUCACAAGCAUGACUAAAAUCAAAGUAAAUAGAGCCCUGGACUUUUGAAAUUCCUUCCUCUAAUAAACCUAAUUAACUUCAGAGUUCAGAGACCUUUGGAUCCACCAUUAUCUUACUGAUAGAAAUGCACUGAUAAUGUAAAACAUAAUUUAAGUGAUACAAUGUCAUACAUUUUUACUGUGUAUUUUAAAGAAAUAUCAAUAGUCCAGUUUCUUUGUAUGACUUUCAGAAGAAACAUGCUCAUAUGUUUUCUGGACACAUUAAAUUUGAUGUAAGGAAAAAGUAUAUAUAAUAAAGGGAUGUCAAUUACU
This is a messenger RNA of Trichosurus vulpecula (common brushtail), 7430 nucleotides long. It is a transcript of the gene LETM1, whose product is annotated as leucine zipper and EF-hand containing transmembrane protein 1. Gene Ontology annotation, molecular function: calcium ion binding; ribosome binding. NCBI's taxonomy places the organism in Eukaryota, Metazoa, Chordata, Mammalia, Diprotodontia, Phalangeridae. Gene Ontology annotation, cellular component: mitochondrial inner membrane. The record is from RefSeq and is a predicted model, not a curated record. Bases 258 to 2570 code for a protein of 770 amino acids. Gene Ontology annotation, biological process: intracellular monoatomic cation homeostasis. The transcript is spliced from 14 exons.